CGACUUAUCUAGAAUCCAAAUGAACAGAUUUGUAAUUUUGUUAGUCAGAAAAUUUAUAAAUAAAUCCAGUUUGACUAGAAAAUAUUAUCAAAAAAUUUAUCCUUUCGGACAAAGGCCUUGAGGAGACAAAACUGAAGUCUACGACGUUAAUCCUUUCGAGUGAAUUAAAAAAAAUAGAAAAAAAAAACAAAUCAAAGAAACGUAAGGAGAAGUUUCGUUUUUCUCGAGACCUUGAAUCGUUUCGAAGAUUUUUGGUAAUAAAGGAUGAAGAUUCAGUGUAACGUCUGCGAGACGGCGGAAGCGGCGGUGCUAUGUUGCGCCGAUGAAGCCGCGUUGUGUUUGGCUUGCGAUGAGAAAGUUCACGCCGCUAAUAAACUCGCCGGGAAACACCAGAGAGUCCCUCUCUCUGUCUCUUCCUCCUCCAAACCCAAAUGCGACAUUUGUCAGGAAGCUACUGGAUUCUUCUUCUGUCUGCAAGAUAGAGCUUUGCUAUGUAGGAAAUGUGAUGUUUCAAUCCACACAGUGAAUCCUCAUGUUUCAGCUCACCAGCGGUUUCUUCUGACUGGGAUUAGAGUUGGUCUUGAAUCUACUACGGACACAGGUCCUUCUACACCGUCCAACGAUGACAAAACCAACGAGAGGAAACCACCUACAUCUGAGCCUCAAAAGAUGGACUUUGAUGAUCAUAAUCAUCAGGUGGGUUUACCGGAAACUAAAGUCAGUGAUCACAUUUCUACAAAGCUUCCUAUUGCAAGCAGUGGAUCAGCAGCUACUGGAAGCAUUCCUCAGUGGCAAAUUGAUGAGAUUUUCGGAUUAACCGACUUUGAUCAGAGCUAUGAAUACAUGGAGAACAAUGGAUCAUCUAAGGCGGAUACUAGUAGGCGAGGAGAUUCAGACAAUUCUUCAAUGAUGCGGUCGGGAGAGGAAGAUGGAGAAGAUAACAGUAACUGUUUGGGAGGAGGUGAGACAUCAUGGGCGGUUCCACAGAUUCAGUCUCCACCAACAGCUUCUGGUCUAAACUGGCCUAGACAUUCUAACCACCACUCAAUGUUUGUUCCGGAUAUAUCUUCUUCAGCUCUUAACACCGGUUCAUCCCCUAACCAGAGGGUUGGGAAGCGGAGACGGUCCUAACAACUGCAACUCGCUAUGUAGUCAAUGCUUAUGAUUUCUCUCUAGAGGCUUCUACUAGUCACCGGAAACAUUUCUCUAUGUAUCACAAAAACAUUACACAGCAUUUGUCAGAAAUCAAUUAAUUUAUUUUGCA
This is a messenger RNA of Brassica oleracea var. oleracea, 1264 nucleotides long. Its product is annotated as B-box zinc finger protein 22-like. Gene Ontology annotation, cellular component: nucleus. The transcript is spliced from 3 exons. Gene Ontology annotation, biological process: regulation of DNA-templated transcription; photomorphogenesis. NCBI's taxonomy places the organism in Eukaryota, Viridiplantae, Streptophyta, Magnoliopsida, Brassicales, Brassicaceae. Gene Ontology annotation, molecular function: zinc ion binding. The record is from RefSeq and is a predicted model, not a curated record. The coding region runs from base 265 to 1131 and encodes 288 amino acids.